AUGGUGCCGACCCAAAUUGACAGAGACGAGGAAAGAGUGGACUGUUCAGUGGCAGACACGUCUCCAACCAGACACAGGCUGGCGGGCUCCGCCACGGCGUUCACCUUUGCGGCCUUCUGCUACAUGCUCACCUUGGUGUUGUGUGCUGCCCUCAUCUUCUUUGUCAUAUGGCAGAUCAUUGCAUUUGAUGAGCUUCGCACAGACUUCAAAAACCCCAUUGAUCAGAGCAAUCCCACGAGAGCGAGGGAAAGGAUUCUCAACAUCGAAAGAAUCUGCAACCUGCUCCGCAAAUUGGUGGUACCAGAGUACUCCAUCCACGGGCUCUUCUGCCUGAUGUUCAUGUGUGCUGGAGAGUGGGUCACACUGGGCCUGAAUAUCCCGCUGCUCUUCUACCAUCUGUGGAGGUUUCUUCAUCGGCCAGCCGACGGGUCAGAGGUCAUGUACGAUCCCGUCAGUGUGAUGAACGCAGACAUUCUCAAUUACUGCCAGAAGGAGUCCUGGUGUAAGAUGGGCUUUUACCUGCUCUCGUUCUUCUAUUAUCUCUACAGUAUGGUCUACGCCCUGGUGAGCUUCUAG
Cyclopterus lumpus (lumpfish) is the source of this 576-nucleotide messenger RNA. RefSeq names its product cornichon family AMPA receptor auxiliary protein 2 (gene cnih2). Lineage: Eukaryota; Metazoa; Chordata; Actinopteri; Perciformes; Cyclopteridae. Gene Ontology annotation, biological process: regulation of AMPA receptor activity; vesicle-mediated transport. The record is from RefSeq and is a predicted model, not a curated record. The transcript is spliced from 7 exons. The coding region runs from base 1 to 576 and encodes 191 amino acids. Gene Ontology annotation, cellular component: dendrite; synapse.